AUGAAACUCCUCCUCACCACCCUCAUCCUCUCCACCCACCUCCUCCACGCAACCGCAAUAUCCAUACCCACCACCAACCUCCAAGACGACCACCCCCACGCCAACUGCGACUGCUACCUCACCUCCAGCAUCACCUCCAACAGCCCCUCAAACCAGACAACCCCAACCUACUUCACUCACUACAGAUUCUGGGACUUCCGCAACGCCCCUCUCCCGCAAACCAAGCCCGAAACAACACAAACCAACCCCUCCAACCCGCACGACACAUCCACACUAGAAAUCUACCCUCUAACAAACACCCUCUUCUCACACGACUGGCGCGUCCAAACCUGGGACCGCGAAGCAACAGACAUCAGCCCCGUACCAAUGAAGAACACCGACGGGAACGUCUUCCUCCUCAAACACCCAACCAGCACCCCCAAGGACCCACGCUCAUCAUUCCUCGUCCUCCGCACCACCCGCUUCCAAGACCACGCAUCAACAGCCGAAGUGGAAGGUCUCUUCGGAUACAUAUACCACUGUUCACUACGCCUACGAAUGAGAAUGAUGUCUCGAGACGACAUCCUAACAGCGGCAGGAGCAGCAUCCAACUCCCAACCAGUAUCACAACCCCAAACCAAGAUCCCCCGCGGCAGCUGCGCCGGCAUCUUCACCUACCGAUCCUCGAUCUGCGAAUCCGACAUCGAGAUCCUCACCACCGAAGACACCCACACAAUCCACUACGCUAAUCAACCCGACUACGAUCCCAUCUCGGACACUAUCAUCCCGGGGGCAAGUUCGAUCGUGAAUCUGAGUAAGCCGUGGACGUCGUGGACGACGCAUCGGCUGGACUGGGUGGCUGAUAUGUCGGCCUGGUAUGCGGAUGGGCAGGUACAGAGUAAGAGUAACUAUUCGGUGCCGGAUCGGCCGAGUAUCGUGGCGAUGAAUUUGUGGAGUAAUGGGGGUAAUUGGUCAGGGGAUAUGAAAGUCGGGGAGAGUGUGUUUAUGGGGAUUGAGUGGAUUGAGUUGGUUUAUAAUGUCACUGAGGCCGAUCAGGAUCUUCCGAUUAAGGAUCAUCCUGGGCAUAGGGAUCGGUAUCAUCGGGUUGGGGGGAGUGCUUCUGAUUCUGGUUUUGUUACUUCUUCUGUGGGUGGGGAUGAGGAUGAUGUCGAACGGAAGAUGGGGAAGGCUAAGGAGAAGGGUGCUGGGUGUCAGAGACCGUGCUGGAUUGAUCCGUGGCAUCCUGUGUGA
Molecule: messenger RNA, 1230 nt
Organism: Aspergillus tubingensis
Lineage: Eukaryota; Fungi; Ascomycota; Eurotiomycetes; Eurotiales; Aspergillaceae
Product: glycoside hydrolase family 16 protein
Exons: 1
Coding region: 1-1230 (409 amino acids)
Biological process (GO): carbohydrate metabolic process
Molecular function (GO): hydrolase activity, hydrolyzing O-glycosyl compounds
Source: RefSeq, a predicted model, not a curated record